AUGCCCAGGAAGGCUAGGAGAUCUGGAGUGAAGUUCAUUGAAGAUGAAAGAAACCGUAGUCUAACUUUCUUCAAGCGACGCUCUGGGCUUUUCAAGGCUGUGUCUGACCUCUCCGCCCUUACAGGUGCUAGGGUUGUUAUGGUGUUGGAGUGCGAAAAUGAGAGGUUUUCCUCUUUCGGCACUCCAAAGGCUGACCCAAUUGUUGAUGCUUUCCUUUCCGGUGAUGCACCAACAGAGUCCGACACCAGCGAAGAACAAAAGGCAGUAAUCAUUAACUUGCAGAACGAGUUGUUCCAGCUAGAGAAAGACAAGGCCAUGGAGGACAAGUGGAAGAAGGAGAACAUGCUGCGGGCUAAGGAAAUUCAAGGGACCUCAAGGAAGGCCAAGUAUGUUUAUGGUAAGGUAGAGGAUCUUGAUGCCACUGAGCUCUAUGAGAUGUACCAUGAGCUCUCACGGAUCAAGCAAGAGAUCAGUGAUCGCUUGCCUUGGUUCCGUUCGAUGCCUUCAAAUGUUGCGACUCUACCUAUGUAUUUUCCAUAUGCUCCCUCACAAAUAUCCUUCCAGUAG
This is a messenger RNA of Panicum hallii, 567 nucleotides long. RefSeq names its product agamous-like MADS-box protein AGL62. Gene Ontology annotation, biological process: regulation of transcription by RNA polymerase II. Gene Ontology annotation, molecular function: DNA-binding transcription factor activity, RNA polymerase II-specific; RNA polymerase II cis-regulatory region sequence-specific DNA binding; protein dimerization activity. Lineage: Eukaryota; Viridiplantae; Streptophyta; Magnoliopsida; Poales; Poaceae. The coding region runs from base 1 to 567 and encodes 188 amino acids. The record is from RefSeq and is a predicted model, not a curated record. The transcript has a single exon.